AUGCGUACGAUCGAUAUCGUAUUUGUUUUUCUGAAUAUUGCCUGGCCAACCUGGGUAUCCUGCAGUGAAGACGAAUACCGGCUGAUCCAAGAUCUUCGGACCAAUUAUGACCCUAUUGAGCGACCAGUUCGAAAUCAUUCGGAAGCGAUCCGAGUGAAUCUACGAAUUCUCCUACAACAACUUGUCGAUGUGUUAUUUGACAGUAAUCCUUAUCCCGUCUACCUUGGAACAAUGCAGUCCAUAUCUGAGAUCAAUAGGAGGCUGGCUAAAUAA
This is a messenger RNA of Cooperia oncophora, 273 nucleotides long. The record is from the annotation of a GenBank genome assembly. NCBI's taxonomy places the organism in Eukaryota, Metazoa, Nematoda, Chromadorea, Rhabditida, Trichostrongylidae.